Molecule: messenger RNA, 1059 nt
Organism: Aspergillus uvarum CBS 121591
Lineage: Eukaryota; Fungi; Ascomycota; Eurotiomycetes; Eurotiales; Aspergillaceae
Product: NAD(P)-dependent oxidoreductase
Exons: 3
Coding region: 1-1059 (352 amino acids)
Biological process (GO): L-valine catabolic process
Cellular component (GO): mitochondrion
Molecular function (GO): NAD binding; 3-hydroxyisobutyrate dehydrogenase activity; NADP binding
Source: RefSeq, a predicted model, not a curated record
AUGUCAAGAGUAGCCCCUUCGAAGAGCCAUCCUCUUCGAAACUCCCCCAUCACUCCAAAAAGGCUGUUCUCAUCCUCUACACACAAAGAUGCCACGUGGGGAUUCAUAGGGCUCGGACAAAUGGGAUAUAACAUGGCUAAGAAUAUACAGUCUAAGAUCCCCGCCACCGACACGCUGAUGAUUCGCGAUGUCAAUCAAGAUACCACCGCCCGGUUCGUGGAGGAAGCUCGUCAGGCGGUCAAGCGAGCUGCUGCUGCUGGCACUAGCACUGGCAUGGCCAAUGUUGUCGUGGCGGAGAGCGCGAGAGAUAUGGCAGAACAAUCUACGGUCGUCAUAACCAGCCUUCCAGAGCCACAGCAUGUCAAAGACGUCUUCUAUUCCAUCCUCCGGCACGGUGAACUUCCCGCUCUGGAUCAGGAGCGUCUGUUCAUCGACACGUCAACCAUCGAUCCUAGUUCUUCCAAAGAGAUUGCGAAUGCGAUUCACACCACCGGCCAAGGUCGCUUUGUGGACGCACCUGUGUCCGGGGGUGUCGUCGGGGCCCGCAACGGUACGCUCAGCUUCAUGUUCGGUGCCAUGUCCCAGACCGGUCAUUUCAUUGACCGAGUGAGGUCGGUUCUGUCCCUCAUGGGCAAGAAUGCGUGGCACAUGGGCGCUCCCGGUGCCGGGGUCUCGGGAAAACUCGUCAACAACUACAUCCUGGCGAUCAACAACAUCGCCACCGCCGAAGCAAUGAAUCUGGGCCUGCGCUGGGGCCUGGAUCCUAAGACUCUUGCUGAUAUGGUCAGUACGUCCACCGGUCGGUGCUGGCCGAUGGAGGUCAACAACCCUGUGCCUGGCGUCGUGGAGACGGCGCCAGCCUCUCGUGACUAUGCCGGUGGCUUUGGCGUCAGCCUGAUGAAGAAAGACUUACGGUUGGCGAUCACGGCUGCAGAGGAGUCGGGCUCGCCUCUCCCCCUGGCUGACGUAGCUCGUACCGUGUAUAAUGCCGUGGAAGAAGAACACCGCGGUAAAGAUUUCUCAGUGGUCUACAAGUGGCUUCAGGAUAGGUCACAAUAA